AUGUAUCUCCCAAGUGUCCACUUCAUUGGAGUUCUGCUGUCGUUAUGGAACAUUCCCAUAAUGGCAGAAUUCCCUUUGCUCUUUCCGGCAGCAUCCGUUUACCAGGUCACCUCCUCGCUUUCGGUGCCCGUGGUCAUUCCGGAUCGCAAACUCUUCUGGGAUUGGGGCAUUCAGAUGAACUAUGCCCUGCCCGCUCAGCCGUCCUCCUUCUACGCAGCCACCAUUUGGCCAGAUGAGUUCACGACGGGGAAGGCGUCAUUUGCGGAAUGAACCGCAAAGUAUCUGCCCGGAGGAGUUUCCACGAUUCAUCCCAGUGAUUUUACGGCCGGAGAGCUGUACGAGAGCCUGGAGAACAUGCUCGUCCGAUAUGGUUUCGAUGAGUCCUGCCUCCUGCGAAGUGUUUGUGCUGCCCGACAUCCUUUCAAAGACAUCGAAAACAACAUGCUCACCGCUCUGUUGACUUUUACACUGACUCCCUCUUUGCACGACGCUUUCGGCCCCGGAGAAAAUCUCUACCGGGAAGUUUACGAACAGGCCGAACAACAGGGAUUUCUAGGAAAGGAUUGUGGCCAUCUUUAUUCCAAUUGCUCCGUGGACUUCCUCAGUGGCAUCAGCAGCCUGUUGAGCUGA
Drosophila suzukii is the source of this 630-nucleotide messenger RNA. RefSeq lists its product as uncharacterized. NCBI's taxonomy places the organism in Eukaryota, Metazoa, Arthropoda, Insecta, Diptera, Drosophilidae. The record is from RefSeq and is a predicted model, not a curated record.